AUGAAGGCGGUCCGCUUCGUGAUGCGCGGCGCCGGCACGCUGAGCCGCGCCAGCCUGGUCCCCCGCGAGGUCGAGCAUUUCUCCCGGUACAGCCCGUCCCCGCUGUCCAUGAAGCAGCUGCUGGACUUCGGUUCGGAAAAUGCAUGUGAAAGAACUUCUUUUGCAUUUUUGAGACAAGAAUUACCUGUGAGGCUUGCCAAUAUCCUGAAGGAAAUUGAUAUCCUCCCUGAACGAUUAGUAAAUACCUCUUCAGUGCAGUUAGUUAAAAGCUGGUACAUCCAGAGCCUGAUGGAUUUGGUGGAAUUCCAUGAGAAGAGCCCAGAAGACCAGAAAGCACUAGCAGAAUUUGUCGAUGCUCUCAUCAGAGUUCGAAAUAGACACCAUAAUGUAGUUCCUACAAUGGCACAAGGAAUCAUCGAAUAUAAAGAUGGCUGUGCAUUUGACCCAGUCACCAAUCAAAAUCUUCAGUAUUUCUUGGAUCGAUUUUACAUGAACCGUAUUUCUACCCGGAUGCUAAUGAACCAACACAUUCUUUUAUUUAGUGAGUCAGAGUCAGGAAACCCAACCCACAUUGGAAGCAUUGAUCCAAACUGUGAUGUAGCAGCAGUGGUUGAAGAUGCCUAUGAGAGUGCAAAGAUGCUUUGUGACCAGUAUUACUUAACAUCUCCUGAAUUAAAACUCACACAAGUGAACGGAAAAUCUCCAGGGCAACCGAUUCACAUUGUGUACGUUCCUUCUCACCUUCACCAUAUGCUUUUUGAACUAUUCAAGAAUGCAAUGAGGGCAACAGUUGAACACCAGGAAAACUUGCCUUCCCUCACACCAGUUGAGGUGAUUGUUGUCUUGGGGAAAGAAGAUCUUACAAUUAAGAUUUCAGACAGAGGAGGCGGUGUUCCCCUGAGGAUCACUGACCGCCUUUUUAGUUAUACCUACUCCACUGCCCCAACGCCGGUGAUGGAUAACUCCCGGAAUGCUCCUUUGGCCGGUUUUGGUUAUGGCUUGCCGAUUUCUCGUCUCUAUGCCAAGUACUUUCAAGGGGACCUGAAUCUCUACUCUUUAUCAGGAUAUGGAACAGAUGCUAUCAUCUACUUAAAGGCUUUGUCUUCCGAGUCUGUAGAGAAACUCCCGGUCUUUAACAAAUCAGCCUUUAAGCAUUAUCAGAUGAACCCUGAGGCUGACGACUGGUGCAUCCCAAGCAAGGAACCAAAGAACCUGGCGAAGGAAAAAGUGGCCGUGUGAAGAGGGACGCUCAGGGCACUUUAAGGGAUCAAAGUGGGUCUGUGGCAGUGCCGCUUUCUGAAUGUUUGCAUGCGGACUCUUCUCCCUCAAACAACAGCCACAAAAACUCCUCGACCAGGACACUGAGGGGGAGAGGAACAGAGCUCAUUCCUGUGACCCAGGAGAGCACAGGGCAGGACGACAGGAGUAAACACGUGGCCAGCUCUUUAUUCUUCAAAUGGAGAAUAAUGCUUGGGUUUAUAUCAAAACCCGAAUAAGAUGUAAGCCUCAAUUUGUCAUCUCUUCAUCAACAGGAAUGGGAAAAGAAGUGCAGUGAAGACAUAGGCUAUCAGUUUCAAUAGACUGAUGUUUUAGAGUUUAGACCUUUGGUUAAUGUCAUAAGAUAUUAGUAUUUAUUGAACAUCAAGUGUCAAUUACAAUAGUAUUUUCCUGCCAUUCAAAGGAGUGGGGCUUGGUUUAUACCUUACGACUAGAAAUGUAUGUAAAUGUGCAUUUUGUAUAUAAGUAUACGCUCUAGGGAGGAAAAACUGGUGACUAAAAAUAACACUCACUUUGAAUGACGAGUAAGUCAAAACGUUUUAUUAAAAGCUGCAGCCAAGGCCUUGAGCCUCUGUAAAAACGCAGAAGAUAGCCUUUUCUGGUAAAUACAGGGCCUUUAUUAUGCUGCUUUCCCUGUUCACACCUCACAUAGUAAGUGAGCUUAUUGCCAGGUACCUCGUCGUGGGCGAAUUUUAAAAUAAUGCACUGAAUUCAGAAUGUUGGUGGUUGGAGGGGGAGAAGAGUUGCCAAAGUGAGAGCAAAACUAUCUCUCUUGUUGGUAAAUAAAACGGUAGAUUGGAAAACUGACGUUAGGGAAGGAAAUCAUGCAUUCAGAACCUAAUUCAGAGAGAAGGCCUGUUCUCUACCCUGCAGUGGUGGCAAUCCAAAGACAUCCAUUUUCUAGGUUCAAACAGAUGUGUUUUUGUAUGUAUUCAAUUAUACUCUACACUCCAGAAUUUACGUGUGUGUAAAAAAUUCCUAGGUAUCAAAUAAUCUAAGAACAUUACAAUUUAAAUACUUCUUGGAAAGUUUUUAACAAGGAGCCUGGGAAGAAGAGGAUUUCAUGCCAGAAUAUUUUCGUUUCGAAUUAAUGGCAUUGAGAGCUAAUGAAUGACAGCUGCAAUGCGUAUGGAACUUUUGGGGAGUUCAGGUAUAAUAUGCAGGUUGACAGGGCAUUCCUUAAGGAAAGGAAAAAGGGAAGGAGGGGAGGAAGGAAGGAUGGAAGGAAAGGAAAGAAGGAAGGAAGGAAGGAAGGAAGGAAGGAAGGAAGGAAGGAAGGAAGGAAGGAAGGAAGGAAGGAAGGAAGGAAGGAAGGGCAUUUUGCUAUAUCCCCCACAAAUUACUUCAAGAAAUGGUUCAUAUUGGCAAAAGGAUGAAUUGGUGUCUUUCAAAACAGUAUGACUUUUUAAAAAUGGCUCUCUGAGUUUUGCAAGAUACUAGUUUUUAAUGAGAUAAUAAACUCAUGUGUCAAAUUGAAGUUUAAACUGGGAUAUAGAAAAAACUAGACUUUUCUGCAUUGGAAAAUAAUCAGUACUGUCUAUGCGUUGAACGUAACAUUUGUAAUUAAUUUUGUCAUGGCCUAGUGUUGUGGUGCUUCUGGUAGUAGCCAUAGAAGCAUCAAACCAUUUGUUUCAAACUUCAAAUUUCGUCAUCAGAAGUCCUACGUAGGGAUUUUUCUUGAUGAUGGGAUUCUGGCUCAUACAUUUAUUACUUACACAAAACUAUUUGCAAUAAAUUAUUUGAAUAUUCAGUUUUUACUGAAAUUUAAACAUUUUUGCAUGUAAAUACUUAUGUUUACCAAAGAUUUAAAGCAGUUGAUUAAUUAAUUAACCCAAUCACCAUGAACUAUCAUUAAAACACUACAGAAAAAGAAAUGUUGAUAUCUCAAUGACAUCAACUGUGUAAAUGGAGUUCUAUAAAAUAGAAAUAGACUACAUUGGUAUUUGUAAAAUUUACAGAUGAGCUUUAGAAUUCUACUGAAUAGAUACUGAUGCUCAGACCCACUUAAAUUAUUAAUGUAUAAAUUGUAUUUUUUCCUUUAAGUUAUGUACAGAGAAAUGUGAUAAUUUUUAUAAUAAAUAUUUUUAUUAUAAGAGUA
Eptesicus fuscus (big brown bat) is the source of this 3376-nucleotide messenger RNA. RefSeq names its product pyruvate dehydrogenase kinase 4 (gene PDK4). Gene Ontology annotation, biological process: regulation of glucose metabolic process; protein phosphorylation. The transcript is spliced from 11 exons. The coding region runs from base 1 to 1239 and encodes 412 amino acids. The record is from RefSeq and is a predicted model, not a curated record. Lineage: Eukaryota; Metazoa; Chordata; Mammalia; Chiroptera; Vespertilionidae. Gene Ontology annotation, molecular function: pyruvate dehydrogenase (acetyl-transferring) kinase activity. Gene Ontology annotation, cellular component: mitochondrion.